Fundulus heteroclitus (mummichog) is the source of this 1287-nucleotide messenger RNA. RefSeq names its product mediator complex subunit 6 (gene med6). The transcript has 8 exons. Lineage: Eukaryota; Metazoa; Chordata; Actinopteri; Cyprinodontiformes; Fundulidae. Gene Ontology annotation, molecular function: transcription coactivator activity. Gene Ontology annotation, cellular component: mediator complex; core mediator complex. Gene Ontology annotation, biological process: regulation of transcription by RNA polymerase II. The record is from RefSeq and is a predicted model, not a curated record. The coding region runs from base 77 to 817 and encodes 246 amino acids.
UCUGCGGUUGCGUCAUCAAUCUACGACACGACGGACAGUGAAGACGUCAUAUUUCAGAGACAACUUGUUUACUAUCAUGGCGUCGGGCGACUUCAGAGACAACCUCCUUGGCAUAUCGUGGGUGGACAGCGGCUGGGUGCCGAUUCUCAAUCUCGGAAAUGUUCUGGAUUACUUCUCGGAGAGAAGCAACCCUUUCUAUGACCGAACCUGCAAUAAUGAGAUUGUGAAGAUGCAGCGGCUUACUCUGGAUCAUCUCAAUCAGAUGGUGGGAGUGGAGUACAUUGUUCUUCAUACUCAGGAACCGAUCCUUUAUAUCAUCCGUAAGCAGCAGCGGCAGUCUCCAACCCAAGUGAUUCCUUUGGCGGACUACUACAUCAUAGCAGGAGUGGUGUACCAGGCUCCCGACCUGGGGACGGUUAUCAGCUCUAGAGUGCUCUCCGCAGUCCAUGGAAUCCAGUCGGCUUUCGAUGAGGCCAUGUCUUACUGCCGGUAUCACCCAUCCAAGGGCUACUGGUGGCACUUCAAGGAUCAGGAAGAGAGAGAAAAGGCUAAGCCUAAAUCCAAGAAGAAAGAGGAGCCUAGUUCUCUGUUUCAGAGGCAUCGCGUUGACACACUACUUUUAGACCUCAGGUCAAAGUUUCCACCAACUUUCUAUCAGCCUAAGCCUGGUGAUAAGCCAAUUCCAGUCGAGGUAAAGAAGGAACCCGAACCUCCCACAGAAGCUGUGAAACAAGAGGAGAGGGAACCGGCCACCAAGUCUUCAGCCCCAGCUCCACCGAGUAAACCGCCGCCUGAGAAGAGGGCCAGGCUACAGUAGCCGCCCUGGGAAAAUGGAGAAAUGCUGUUUUUUUUUUUCCCUGAACAGCAUUAACCGAAAGAGCAGCUGCCCUCUGGGAGUCUUUGUGUUUCCUCCCCAAAAAGGCUGACUUUGUCUACACUGCUUUUUUUUUUUAACUGAACUGGCACAAAAGGUCGGCCAUCUCGUCUUGUAGUCUUGUAUACCUGGGAGAGCUUAGAGUUAAGUACGUCUCAGGCAGCGGAACUGAAAACAUGGGCUCCCUGACUGAUGUCAGCUGGAGCUUUUAUUGUGGAUUUCCUAUUUUAUUUUAUUUUUUUGACGAUGCACUGGGAUCAGCAUUAGUGUCAGCCCACUUUUUGACAUCAGCACACUUUUUCUCUUGUAUUGACUUCAAAGGACAGUUUUAAAGCUUGCCUUCAAAAAGGCUUGACAGUGAAGCAAGAAGUAAAAGGAGUACUCAGUUCAGCUGUUUGUAAAAAAAAAAAAAA